Phaethon lepturus (White-tailed tropicbird) is the source of this 1203-nucleotide messenger RNA. RefSeq names its product follistatin-related protein 5-like. Gene Ontology annotation, biological process: homophilic cell-cell adhesion; dendrite self-avoidance; axon guidance. The record is from RefSeq and is a predicted model, not a curated record. The annotation marks the transcript as partial. Gene Ontology annotation, molecular function: calcium ion binding; cell-cell adhesion mediator activity. The transcript is spliced from 9 exons. Gene Ontology annotation, cellular component: plasma membrane; axon. NCBI's taxonomy places the organism in Eukaryota, Metazoa, Chordata, Aves, Phaethontiformes, Phaethontidae.
UCAGGGGAUAAUUGCAAACCAACUGAAUACACCAAAGUGAAAAAUAUGUUACUGGAUCUACAAAAUCGGAGAUACGUUGCACAAUCAAAAGAUAAAACCAUUGAUGAGAAAAUGGCUUUAAAGAAAAUUCUUGUAGAUCAAAUGUUUAAAUAUUUUGAUUCAGACAACAAUGGACUUGUGGACACUAAUGAAUUAUCGCAGGUAAUAAAACGGGAUGAGCUUGGCAAGGAUCUGUCUGACUGCUCUCUGUUCGAUUUGCUGAAAUACGAUGAUUAUAACAGUGACAAGCACCUAGCUCUGGAAGAAUUCUAUAGAGCUUUUCAGGUAGUUCAGCUGAGUCUGCCCGAAGAUCAACAGCUAAGUAUCACUGCAGCAACAGUGGGACAAAGUGUUGUCUUAAGUUGUGCGAUCCAAGGAAUGCUGAGACCUCCCAUCAUCUGGAAGAGGAACAAUGUUGUUCUGAAUAGUUUGGAUUUGGAAGAUAUCAAUGAUUUUGGAGAUGAUGGGUCCUUGUACAUUACUAAGGUUACCACAACUCAUAUGGGAAAUUACACCUGCUAUGCUGAUGGCUACGAUAAGCUCUAUCAAACUCAUAUUCUCCAAGUGAAUGUUCCACCAGUCAUCCGAGUCUAUCCAGAGAGCCAGGCAAGGGAACCAGGUGUGACAGCUAGCCUUCGGUGCCAUGCUGAAGGUAUUCCCAACCCACAACUUGGUUGGCUGAAGAAUGGAAUUGAUAUCACUCCAAAGUUAUCCAAACAGCUAACUCUUCAAGCAAAUGGCAGUGAGGUUCACAUUAGCAAUGUGCGCUAUGAAGAUACAGGAGCAUACACUUGUAUUGCAAAGAACGAAGCGGGGGUAGAUGAAGACAUUUCUUCUCUUUUUGUAGAAGAUUCUGCUCGAAAGACCCUUGCAAACAUAUUGUGGCGAGAGCAAGGUCUGGGAAUUGGGAACAUGUUUUAUGUUUUUUAUGAAGAUGGCAUCAAAGUAAUACAACCAGUGGAAUGUGAAUUUCAGAGACAUAUUAAGCCUAGUGAAAAACUCCUCGGUUUUCAGGAUGAAGUUUGUCCCAAAGCAGAUGGAGAACCUGUUCAGCGGUGUGUAUGGGCAGCUGCUGUUAAUGUUAAAGACAAGUUCAUUUAUGUAACUCAGCCCACGCUUGACAGAGUUCUUAUUGUUGAUGUACAGUCUCAGAAAGUUGUACAG